AUGAAGUCACUUUUUUUCUGGCAUGUGAGUCUGUCGCUCUCUGACGCUCUAUUUGUGACCGAUUCUAAAGGCAGCGUCUACUACUUGUCUCUCGGGAAAUGGACUAGUCUUGUUGAUCUUGUAAAGAAAGACUUCAAGGUAGUCCGAAAGGAGUAUCAAGUAGCGCCGGGUAGGGACUCUGAUUCAAAUUCUGACAUCAACAGAGCCAAAGAAUUAAUCAAAGAAGCUCUAGAUAGACCAAGCGAAAUCGAUAAGAUUAGGUCGUCACUUCUGAUUAAGUACAUCUUUGGGACCGCGUCUCAGAGACGGGUUUGGGAUCACCUCGUAGAUGAAAUUCCUGUUGGCAAAACUUCAACCUAUUCUAAAGUUGCAAAAGGUCUAGGAAGAGAUGGGGGUUCCCGUGUUAUCGGGAAUGCGUGUGGAGCCAAUCGUAUUGCCUUGUUCGUACCAUGCCACAGAGUUCUCACAAGCUCUCAAACAAUCACUGGCUAUAGAUAUGGGCCGGCACUCAAAAGGUCGCUUUUGAAUCAAGAAAAAGCUCUUAGUUAG
Messenger RNA from Australozyma saopauloensis, 549 nucleotides. RefSeq names its product methylated-DNA--protein-cysteine methyltransferase. Gene Ontology annotation, biological process: DNA repair. Bases 1 to 549 code for a protein of 182 amino acids. The transcript has a single exon. Lineage: Eukaryota; Fungi; Ascomycota; Pichiomycetes; Serinales; Metschnikowiaceae. Gene Ontology annotation, molecular function: methylated-DNA-[protein]-cysteine S-methyltransferase activity. The record is from RefSeq and is a predicted model, not a curated record.